CUCCUCGGGCUCCCCUCUGCAGUCGCCUUUGCUGCCUGUUAAGACAGGGUUAUUCAGCAAUAGUUAUGAACUCCCGUUUACGAGCCUUAGGUGGGAGGAUAAAUAACAUACGAGCAUCAGAGCUACCAAAAGAGAAAACCCGAUCAGAAAUAACCUGUAACGUCCACUUUUUGGAUGGCUCAGUACAAAGCUUCAAAGUCAACAAACAAGACACUGGACAAAUUUUGUUGGAUAUGACCUAUAAUCAGCUGGGUGUGACAGAGAAGGAAUAUUUUGGUUUACAGCAAAAUGAGAAUUCAGUAGAUUCACCUCGAUGGCUUGAACCAAGCAAACCUAUUAGGAAACAGUUAAAAGGAGGUUUUCCCUGCACGCUUCAUUUUCGUGUAAGGUUUUUUCUACCUGAUCCUAACACACUUCAGCAAGAACAAACAAGGCAUUUAUUCUUUCUGCAGUUGAAGACUGAUAUUGCAGAAGGAAGGUUGUCAUGCCCCAUUAAUUCUGCUGUGGUCCUGGCAUCAUAUGCAGUACAAUCGCAACUUGGAGACUAUAAUGCUUCGGUACAUUGUUCAGGAUAUCUGUCAAAUUACAACUUUAUACCAGAGCAGAACAAGGAUUUUCUUACCAAAGUAGAAACACUACAUGAGCAACACAGUGGCCUCAAGCAAUCUGAAGCAGAGUCCUGCUAUAUAAAUAUAGCAAGAACACUUGAAUUCUAUGGAGUGGAAUUGCACAGUGGUAGAGAUCUCCAUAAUCUAGAUCUUAUGAUUGGGAUCGCAUCCGGUGGAAUUGCUGUAUAUAGAAAACUCAUCUGUACAAGCUUCUAUCCCUGGGUGAACAUAUUAAAAAUUUCCUUUAAAAGGAAAAAGUUUUUUAUACAGCAACGGCAAAAACAUAAUGAAUCCAGAGAGCAUAUUGUUGCCUUCAACAUGUUAAAUUACAGAGCAUGCAAAAAUCUUUGGAAAUCUUGUGUAGAGCAUCACACAUUUUUUCAGGCAAAGAAGUCACUACCUCAUGAAAAAAAGAUAUUAUCACAUUAUUGGACUCUGGGUUCUAGAAAUCCAGCAAAGUCUGUAAACAACCAGUUCUGCAGAAAAGUGAUAGGUGGGAUGGUUUGGAACCCAUCCAUGAGACGAUCCUUAUCAGUUGAGCACCUAGAGACCAAAAGCCUUCCUUCUCGAUCACCUCCUGUUACCCCCAAUUGGCGGAGUCCUAGACUACGUCACGAAAUCCGCAAACCACGACACUCAUCUGUAGAUAACCUUACGAAUGAGAUUAGUUAUAUUACUGAAACAGAGGAUGUUUUUUACACAUAUAAGUGCUCUCCAACAUCAAAGGAGAGUGAUUCAGAGUUCUCUCAGAACCGUAGUCCACAGAGGAGGUCAUCUGAACAAGAAUCACCAAAGAACGUAUUGGGAAACAGUCCGACGCAGAGUUCUCUGACCCGUCUCUCACCUAAAGCCUUGGCUCGGUAUCCCAACGGAGUCGGAAACAUUUCUGGCUCUUACCCGUUGGAAGGGGUGGAUAAGCAGUUCUUAGAAACGUAUGACAACGUUACAAAAAGUAGCUCGACGGAAGAUUCCAGUCAGUACUACUGUGAUAAGAAUGAUCUAAUUGAGGGAGAUUUACUUUUGGUGCGUAUCAUACCAGAUGAAGAAGGGAAGUUUGGAUUUAAUCUAAAGGGUGGAGUAGAUCAGAAAAUGCCACUGGUGGUAUCAAGAAUAACUCCAGGAUCACCUGCUGAUAAAUGCAUUCCAAAGCUGAAUGAAGGUGAUCAGAUAGUAUUAAUUAAUGGCCGAGAUAUCUCAGAGCACACGCAUGACCAGGUGGUCAUGUUCAUAAAAGCCAGCAGAGAAUCUCACACAAGAGAGCUUGCACUUUUGGUCAGGAGGAAAGUAAUUAAACAGUUUGUGGAGACCAAAUCAGAAGAUGAAGCUGAUUCCCACAUUCUGCCAGAAUCUAUUCUUCCUGUCUGUUCUGAAUAUGGUGGUGAUACACUGGAGGAGUCUAUGGAGCAGCUAAGAAGAGGGCUAGAAAGUGGGACUGUCCUUAUUCAGUUUGAGCAACUUUAUAGAAAGAAACCAGGAUUGGCUGUUACAUGUGCAAAGGUACCUCAGAAUAUGGACAAGAAUAGAUACAAAGAUGUUCUACCUUAUGAUGCCACAAGGAUAAUAUUGCAAGGAGAUGAAGAUUACAUUAAUGCAAAUUAUGUGAAUAUGGAAAUUCCUUCUGCUGGCAUUGUGAACCGGUACAUUGCUACUCAGGGGCCUCUUCCACACACAUGUGCACACUUCUGGCAAGUAGUCUGGGAUCACAAAUUAUCACUGAUCAUCAUGUUAACAACUCUCACUGAACGAGGACGGACCAAAUGUCAUCAGUACUGGCCUGAUCCACCAGACGUCAUGGAAUAUGGCUGCUUCCGUGUCAGAUGCCACUCUGAAGACUGCACAAUUGCUUAUGUUGUCAGAAAAAUGGUCAUUACAAAUAUUGAGACAGAACAGCAACACACCGUCACCCAUCUCCAGUACGUAGCUUGGCCUGAUCAUGGCGUUCCUGAUGACUCCAUGGACUUCUUGGAGUUUGUGACCUGUAUGAGGCCAAAGAGAGUAAAGAAUGAGCCAGUUCUUGUUCACUGCAGUGCAGGAAUCGGUCGCACUGGUGUGUUGGUCACUAUGGAAACAGCCAUGUGCCUAAUUGAAAGGAACCAGCCUGUUUAUCCACUGGAUAUUGUACGGAAAAUGAGAGACCAGAGAGCUAUGAUGGUGCAAACAUCAAGUCAAUACAAGUUUGUUUGUGAAGCUAUUCUUCGUGUUUACAAAGAAGGAUUGGUUCGACCACUGGAUUCCAGUUAGCACAGCAGUGAAGGAUGAAUUCCUUUUUUGCCUAAAAAACCUGCUCUUUAAGUAGAGCAAGGGCUUGUUUCUGAAACCAACUAGAAUGGACUAGAAGCCCGUGAAAAGACAGAUGAGCAUGUUUGAACUGUGGCACUUUAAAUUUCUCAAGAACAUUGCUAAAUCAUGUACAGUGUAACAAAGUCACAUAGAUAUAUGACGGCAAUUGUGUGUAAUAUACAUUAUUCACAUAAACAACCAUAAACAAUCAUGGAAACCUUAACAAAUAUCUUUUACUGCCUUAAGACACCCUUUACUUUGGAAGUUACGAAGUUCCUUGUGCUUCCUUUGAAAUAGCAAGAAGAAAACUAUUAUUGAAAUAAGUCAUCUUAAGAAGGUAUUUAAUAUAUUUGUAUCAUAUGAAAGUUCAUUGAAGGUGAAUAUUUGUAACUUUCCUUUUGGGAUACUAAAUAUCCACAGAACUGUAACCUUGACUAAAAGGCUGACGAAGAGCUUUAAAGGCUUAUGCAUACCUACUGAACACUGAGCUGGAGAAAUUUAGUAUUCGGUUACCGUAAAUCUAUUAGUGAGUAUGCCAGCUGUUAUAAUAUGCUGCUUAGAAAUCACAUCUACUGUAUGUGAUGUGAAAAUAAUGCUGCAUUGAGGCAUUUAUGCAGGUGGUACAGCCUACAUCUUCUGUUGAUCAAUUUUAGUUGCAACUUGCCCUUUUGACAGGGACCUACUUCUUACAGUUUUAGUUAUUGCACCCCUUUUCUUCUGUUUCUGCUGUCUCCUUUAUACUUUCCACUGCUGUUUCUGUAUGUGGACUGAAAAUAUUUUAACUUAAAACGAGGUUUAAUUCUCUGUCAUGUUUGUUUCCAUGUGUAUUUAUGAGUUCUCAGAUGUAAAUGUGGAUUAAUAUUGCACACAAGUACUAGACUUUUGACUUACUGUAUAUGCAGAGUAGUCUAAUCCAAUACUGGAAGAAAAAUUACUACUGAACCCAUCAAAUAUGUUGCUGCUAUUUCAAGGUGUGAAGCUUACAAGGGCACAGGUGUUGCUAGUGUUCAGAUGGUGAUAAAAUGUUGACUUGCUGCCCUCCAGCAAAAGCACUCUUAUCCAGCGAAACACGACUCCCUUUUGCAAGAGUUCUCCAGAUUUACUGUGUUUCUUGCUUAUACAGAAAUGCAGUUAAAUUCACCUGAAGAUUUACAUGGAAAGAGAAAAUGAAUUUGUACAUUGAUGAAUAAUUCACCCUAAGGUACACUGGUCUCUAUUUCAUUUCAGAUGAGAGAAUUGGACUUUCUGAACAGUAUAACCACAUUUGUAUAAUGUUAAAUUAUUUUGUGUGUGCUUUUUGAUUAACCUGAGAUAGUUAUUCAUUUUUUAAUAGUGUUUG
Molecule: messenger RNA, 4227 nt
Organism: Pseudopodoces humilis (Tibetan ground-tit)
Lineage: Eukaryota; Metazoa; Chordata; Aves; Passeriformes; Paridae
Source: RefSeq, a predicted model, not a curated record